Molecule: messenger RNA, 1151 nt
Organism: Blastomyces dermatitidis ER-3
Lineage: Eukaryota; Fungi; Ascomycota; Eurotiomycetes; Onygenales; Ajellomycetaceae
Product: rhodanese domain-containing protein
Exons: 2
Coding region: 181-999 (272 amino acids)
Cellular component (GO): mitochondrion
Molecular function (GO): thiosulfate-cyanide sulfurtransferase activity
Source: RefSeq, a predicted model, not a curated record
AAAAAAAAAAACAGUUAAAUCGAUCAUCACUCAUCCCGCCGACUCCAAUUGUUUUUUUGUAUACCCUCCAUUUACCCCCCUAACAUUAACCCCCAUAUAUAUUAUAUAUAUAUAUAUAUAUAUAUAUCUGUAUAUCUACUACACUACUCCAGAAAACGACACCUUUCAGCCCACAAUACAAUGUCCGCCGCCGCCGCCGCCGUUCCCCGGCUACCCUGCCAGCUACUACGGAUACGGACGCGUACGGGUGUGGUGGGAGCUUCUUCACGGAUAAUAGCUGCUGGGCAUGGGGUUGCUCGAGGACAGGCGGCGCAGGUGCCGGUGCAGCGGUGCCGGAGUGGUGGCUUGAACAAUGCUGCUGGUGUAGGUGUUGGUGUUGGUGUUGGUGUUGGUGUUGGGCCCUGUGCGGGUGUGCGGUGGUUUUCUUCUGGGGGUGUUUGGAGGCAGGAUACGUCUGGGGAUGCGAGUGGGAAUGGGGAGCAGAAAAAAGAGAUGGAGUUUAAGACGUAUGGGUUUGAGGAGAUAACCGCCUCCCUCCCCACCAGCUCCAGCAGCUCCAGCUCCAGCUCCAGCUCCAGCCCCCCCUCCCCAAUCCUAAUCGACGUCCGCGAACCCGCCGAACUCACCUCGACCGGCAUAAUCCCCACAGCCCACCACAUCCCCAUCCGCACACACCCAGACGCCUUCUUCCUUCCCCCCGACGAAUUCCUCACCCGCUUCGGCUUCGCGAAGCCCGAGGCUGAUACGCCACCACCAUCCCCAUCCCCAUCCCCAUCCUCUUCUUCUUCAACAGCAACAACAGCAACACCAACGAAGCAGAAACCCGACAUCGUCUUCUACUGCAAGGCGGGCGUGCGUGCGCGGUCGAUGGCGAUGCUGGCGGCGCAGGCGGGGUAUGAUCAAGGACGGUUGGGGGUGUAUUAUGGGAGUUGGUUGGAUUGGGAGAAGAGGGGGGGUCCGGUGGAGAGGUGGGAGGGGAAGGGAGAGGGGGAGGGAUAGAGGGAGGGAGGGAGGGAGGGGGGUUUUCUUAGGGUGAUUAGAUGGUAAUGGAUUUAUAAAGGAUUGAUUGAAAAGAGGAAAGGAAGGAGGAGAGGGGAAGGAGUUGGUUGGGUGGGGGGGAGGGGGGAGGGGGGGGGAUGGCUUUUGUUCUA